GUCGAAGAAGAGAAGCGUCAUUGACGACGUAGCAGAAAACUGACUAAACUAGAAAAUUUGGGGAUCACCCGAAACAUUAUUUAUUUAGUUCAUUGGGUAACAAGACAAGGCCCAAUAAUUAUGUUUUUGAAUCUUAAAUUUAGGUCUUUAUAUAACUUCCGAAAAUAUUAUACUCCCUCUUUGCUUUGAUAUUUUAGAUUUUGUUUUUAUAUUUAAAAUAUUGAAUUUAUAAUAUAAUUAAUAUUUUUUACCAAAAAUUAAAUAACUAAUGCAUUUGGCUUUGUUUGCGAAUAAAAUUAUGAACAGUCCUUCUAGCCAAGAACUUACAAAUCAUUUUUUUACAUAGUCAUCUAGUCGACUUCGAAAGGAAACCAUUAAGUGAUAAUAUAAUAUAUAAUCCAAAUUUGAAAUGAUUUCCAACUGUUGUUGCGGAUAGCCAAUACAAAUCACUCAUAUGAAAAUCCAUAAGUGAGAAAUAAAUUAUCAUAGUAGAGCAGUAGAACCAGUCUCCUAUUCAUAAUUUAUUGAUAAGUUACCUGUCACAAUGAAGACCGUUGCGGAAUGGCAGAGUUAUUUAACGGGAUCCUAUAAGUGGUAUAUAUAUAUACCAGUGUCAUGAUCAACUACAAUUCAUUUUAAGGCUGUAAAAUUUAUUAUGACAGAGAUUCACAUACAGUUUCAUUUUUAAUGAUUGACAAGAUUGUUAUAGUGGUUGACAAGUAAAGAAGAAAAAUUAAAAGUUUCCAGUUAAAUCACGUCUCUAAUUAACUUAAUAAACUUUCUCUUAUUUAGAUCACCAAGUUUUUUUUUUUUGUUCAAUCUCGAUCUUACUAUCUCUGUAUCAUGCAAUGUCGUCUCCAAGUUACUACGCAAGCAUCUUAUGCAAAUAUCUCCUGAUCAUAGGUGUGGUCGCAACCUUCUUCAUCGUCGUCUUCUUCAACUUAACCUACAUCAGUUCACAAUAUGUCGAUAGUAACAUAUUCACCAUAAAAUGUGAAGAGACCGGGCCUAAGGAGACAACUACGAACUUGAGCCACUUGAUGUUUGUGUUGGUGGGGAGCUCAAGUGCGUGGAAGCAUCGAAGAACUUACAUAGAAUCAUGGUGGAGACCAAACGUGACACGUGGCAAUAUCUUCAUGGACGUGGAGCCGUCGGAAGAGUUCAGGCCUUGGUCUCCGACCUUCCCGCCGUUUAAAGUCAACGAAGACCUCAGGAAACUCAGUAUUUACCCAAAGCUAGCAAACCAAGUUCACAUUCGUAUCUAUAGAUCUAUUCUCGAGACUUACAGGCUCCAACAAGACGAUGGUGUGAGAUGGUACGUAAUGGGUGAUGAUGAUAGUCUUUUCUUCGUAGACAACAUAGUGGAUGUGUUGUCAAAAUACGACCACACGGAAAAACGUUACAUCGGAAUGUUUUCGGAGUCGACAAAAUCAAAUUUCCGCUUAGCAUUUGAAAUGGCAUACGGAGGAGGAGGAUAUGCUCUAAGUUAUCCUCUGGUCGAGGCUUUGGUGGCAAAACUAGAUGAAUGUAUUGAAAAGUAUCAUUUCAUUUGGGCAGGCGAUAAGUUACAGAGUUAUUGCUUGGCUGAUCUUGGUGCCGAUCUUAUCCCGGAGAAAGGGUUUCAUCAGAUGGAUCUACGAGGUGACUUGUCGGGUUUGCUCUCGUCACAUCCAACGGCUCCUCUUCUCAGCCUCCACCACUUCGACGCCGUAGCACCACUUUUCCCUGGCAUGAACCGUCACGGCUCAGUCCUUCAAAUUAUGAAAGCGGCCAACGUAGACCAAUCACGGAUGCUACAACAGUCGAUAUGUUACGUCAGAGCUAGUAACUGGACCUUCUCGGUCUCGUGGGGAUACUCUGCUCAUGUCUAUGAGAAUAUAUUCCCACGAAGCUACUUGAAGCUUCCCAUCGAGACAUUCCGUCCUUGGCUCCGAGGAUGGUUUCCGUUUUACAUGUUUAACACGAGACGGGUGUCUAGAAAUCCAUGUGAAGCUCCUCAUUGGUUCUUCUUUGAUUCGAUUGAACAAGUGGACGGAGGAGUUGUUACUUCCUACACAAGGAAGUUUAUUAGAAACAUGACUUCUUGUUCUUUCUCUUGUGAUAUUUCUGCGGAUCCUCUUGCUUCGAUCCGAGUCUUCUCUCCCAUAACUCCCAAAGAGGGAAGAAAAGUGGAAUGUUGUGACGUGGAAUAUGAAGGUGCCGAUGUUGCAAACAUAAGACUUCGAGAUUGUAGGAGUGACGAAAUCAUCAGCUAAGAUAAAUGGAGAAGAGAAAAGAAUAGUUAUAUUGUAAUUUCAAUUUUGUUUUUAAUUAAGUUAUACGUCGCUUAAAAAUCAUGCCUACAAUUACUCUGAUAUCUUAACAAGAGAAGUUUACUGAUGUACAUAUUUUUUAGUCAUAUAUGUGGUAGAAUACAGUUGCCGUACCCACCUAGGUUUGUUACUUAGUCCACGAGUUUUUUUUUUUGGAACUUUUACCCAUACAGUUCAGGGAUGUACAUUAGUGUGAGUUUAUUUUACAUAUUAUUGUUAGGACUUAGUGAUCAUACAUGUAAUGGAUUUUUAUUACAUAAUAUAUUAUUUUUCAAGUUUCUGAUUUCAUUGUCACUAUUUUUUUUUUGCUAACAUUUGGUAAUUGUCACUCUUACAAAAUCUGAAUUAUGGAUUAAAUUAUAUGCGUCCAGAUGUCUAACUAAGUGUAGAAUUUGAUUACUUGCUUCAACGUGAAUUUUAUAUCAUGGAUUCAUGGCAUAUGUGGUUUUUUUGUCUAUGUCAUGGUUAAGCAUUU
This is a messenger RNA of Brassica rapa (field mustard), 2787 nucleotides long. RefSeq lists its product as uncharacterized. The record is from RefSeq and is a predicted model, not a curated record. Lineage: Eukaryota; Viridiplantae; Streptophyta; Magnoliopsida; Brassicales; Brassicaceae.